This is a messenger RNA of Nannospalax galili (Upper Galilee mountains blind mole rat), 581 nucleotides long. It is a transcript of the gene Fabp1, whose product is annotated as fatty acid binding protein 1. The record is from RefSeq and is a predicted model, not a curated record. NCBI's taxonomy places the organism in Eukaryota, Metazoa, Chordata, Mammalia, Rodentia, Spalacidae. The transcript has 4 exons. The coding region runs from base 131 to 514 and encodes 127 amino acids. Gene Ontology annotation, molecular function: fatty acid binding. Gene Ontology annotation, cellular component: nucleus; cytosol. Gene Ontology annotation, biological process: fatty acid transport.
AAAUCGGCAGCUACUGACCUGUGGCCUAUAUUCAAAGAGGAAGAAGCCCCUUAUAAAAUAGCCAACAGUGGAUGGUCUGGCAGACAGAGCUGUUGUGGGUCAGCUGUGAAGAGGGAGCCUCAUCGCCACCAUGAACUUCUCCGGCAAGUACCAAGUACAGAGCCAGGAAAACUUUGAGCCCUUCAUGAAGGCAAUUGGUUUGCCUGAUGAUCUCAUCCAGAAGGGCAAGGACCUCAAGGGGGUAUCGGAAAUCGUCCACAAUGGGAAGCAUAUCAAGCUCACCAUCACCCAUGGAUCCAAAGUGAUCCAGAAUGAGUUCACCUUGGGGGAGGAGUGUGAGCUGGAGACCAUGACUGGGGAAAAGGUCAAGAUGGUGGUUAAGUUGGAAGGUGACAAUAAAAUGGUAACAACCUUCAAAAAUAUCAAGUCUGUGACUGAAUUCAACGGAGACACAAUCACCCAUACCAUGACAUUGGGUGAUAUUGUCUACAAGAGAGUCAGCAAGAGGAUUUAGACAAGUCUGAGGUUCAUUGUUUUACAAUGUAAAAUUAAUAUAAUAAAGUGAACUUUGUUUGAAAACA